AUGACGCGUCAAGACUGGAAAGCCAUCAUACGUAAGAAAAAGGCGUACGGUGAAUGGAACAAGUUCAUGGCUUUCCCCAAAGACUUGGAGCUCUUCUCCUCCAGACCUUCUCCCCGUUCCCCUUCUUCCCCUUUCUCACCCCCGAAUCUACCUUCUCCCCAACCCCAACCACUCCGGCCGAAGCCUGCACUGCCGGACUUGCCUCCUCCCGACGCCCCCUCACCGCUGGAUCUGCCUCCUCCCGACCCCUCUCCACUCCGGCCCGAAACCCUUCCUCGAAGCCCUUUCACCUACGGAUCUGCCUCUCUCCGUCCGACGCCCUUCACCGCCUGCCCGAAGCCCUUCCCCGAAGCCCUCUCACUGCCGGAUCUUCCUCCUCCCGACCCUUCUCCACUCUGGCCAGAAACCCUUCCCCGAAGCCCCUUCGGAUCUGCCUCACUCCGAUCGACGCCCUUCACCGCCGGUCCGAAGCCCUUCCCCGAAGCCCCCUCACCGCUGGAUCUUCCUCCUCCCGACCCUUCUCCACUCCGGCCUGAAACCCGUCCCCGAAGCCCCUUCGGAUCUGCCUCACUCCGGCCAACGCCCUUCACCGCCGGCCCGAAGCCCUUCCCCGAAGCCCCCUCACCGCCGGAUCUUCCUCCUCCCGACCCUUCUCCACUCCAGCCCGAAACCCGUCCCCGAAGCCCCUUCGGAUCUACCUCACUCCGGCCGAUGCCCUUCACCACCGGCCCGAAGCCCUUCCCCGAAGCCCCCUCACCGCCGGAUCUUCCUCCUCCCAACCCUUCUCCACUCCAGCCCGAAACCCGUCCCCUAAGCCCUUUCGGAUCUGCCUCACUCCGGCCGACGCCCUUCACCGCCGGCCCGAAGCCCUUCCCCGAAGCCCCCUCACCGUCGGAUCUUCCUCCUCCCGACCCCUCUCCACUCCGACCGAAGCCCUUCACAUCUGGCCCGAAGCGCUUCUCCGAAGCCCCUCCACCGCCGGAUCUGCCUCCUCCCGACGCCUCUCCACCCUGGCCGAACCUUUACCUCUGGCCCGAAGCCCCCUCACCGAAGCCCGAUCACCUCCGGCCCGAAGCCCCUUCACCUCCGCCCGAAGGCUCUCACCGCCGGCCGAACCCCUCUACCCCCAGGCUUCUCCUCCGCCCGAAACCCCUUCUUGUCCCUCCGGCCGAAAUUCGUAUUUCUCGUCGCCACGGGUUGGACUGUGUUGUGUCCGCGCGAAGCGAGUUAUCUUGUUGGUCACCAGUUGUAAGCUAAUCGGGCAGCAUGUUGUCCCAUUAUUUGCUCUGCUCCUCGUGUUGGCCGAACCCUGUGUUUGGGGCUUGAUUGGCCGAGGUUGGCCGAGGUUCUGAAAGCUUGCUCGGUGCUUCUUCAUUGUUGGUUGUGUCCGCUGCGCGACGUCUGUGUGCUAUAAUCAGGUUUGAUUUCAUGUUUUACCAACCAAAAAUAUGAAUGCCAUCAUACAUAUUAAUACAUUUACAUGACGGCGUCGCAAAUGCCGAUACUCAUCAGUAGAUCGGAACUAAUGAAAUUGUAUGCUUUCGGUUGAGAGGGCGUUAUGUUAUAAGAUCUUCUGUUGCAUUUUCAAUAAAUGCCUGAUCUGUUGCCCCGGCUAGUGUAAAUUUUUCGUAUUUGAAAUCACCGUGUUAUUGUUCCUCUCGGAUGUCAUGAUGAAGAAUUGUACGAUAACUCAGCUAGAAAAAUAUUGGUUAAAUACUUGUUGUUCGGCGAUGAUGACGGUUUCCAAUUAACAUCAGAAGGAUGGCAUCAAUGGAAACAUCGAUGCAACCCUAUGUUAGUUGGAAUCCACUUGAGCCAAUUGUGGGAACGAACCAUCAAGACCAUAUUUCGCGGACCAUGCAUUUUUACAUAGGAUACAAAUAUUGCAUGAAACAUUAACUCUAUCCAUAUUUUUAUCAUAUCAUUCAAUCCUUUAUUAUAUAUAGUCUACUUGGUAGUAGAAAAUAACAAUUGCAUCAGUAUAUUGUGUAUGCAAUGCUUAUACAUCAUGUUACUAACCCCGCCAAUUUAAAUAGCAUGUAAUAUCGUAUAUACGUUCUAUGCAUCCAUCAUGCACUAUUUUUAAUUAUAAACUACAGAUGAGUCCAUUCAAGAAAGUUUCUAAGUCCAAACAGAAGCAACAUGGGUUCGCAGAUGAGUCACCUAUUGAGCCUAGCGGUGGCAUUCGUAUUGAUACAAGAACUAGAAGUCAAAAUUGGAGCAACAUUUUGGAUGCACAAUUAUUGGGACUUAUGAGAGAUGAACAUACAUUUGGUAAUUACGUAAAUGGGUCAUUCACUCCGAUUGCGUGGAAGCAGAUGGUAAAUGAUUUCAACAGUCGAAACAAUAUGAACCUAACAAAGACACAAUUGAAUAAUCGAUUUAAAGUGUUAAAAAAAGUUUUCAAUUUGUACCAUUCUCUUGCCAACAAGAGCGGGUGGGGAUGGAACUCUGACUUGCACAUUCCCACACCUGGUGACGCAAGAAUCUAGGAUUCUGUAAUAGCGGAGAAUCCGGCGUACGCCAGGUGUAGGGAUAAGCCCUUUCCCGCCUACGAUGAUAUGGAAUUUCUUAUCCAAAAUACAACUGCGACAGGAAGAUAUGCAUUUACAAGUGCUGUGGAGCUUCCCCCUAUAAUUGAAAGCUCCUCUGGGUCAUCCACUGGUGAGGAUGAUACUAUUGCCGGCAUUGGAAUGUCAGCUUGUAAUCUCUCAUCAGACCCAUUCGAAGCAGGGGGGUCUGGGUGCGCCAGAAAUGCUAACUUUGAUGAAGCAAAUACGUCACGCUCCCCAAGCCCUCCCGUGAUGCCUACAACUGGUGCAAGUGGUUCUGGUCAUAGCUCUGGUAGUAAAAGAGCUCGUUCUCCAGAGCGUAGCAAUAAGCAAGCACAAACGGCAUCUACAUCUGGGGGACGAAAAAAGAAAGUAGCUGUCCGGACUUCUGCUUACCUUGACAUCGCGUAGCAGGGUAAGGAAAAGCUUAGUUGGGUGCGGCAACUAUGUCAGCUAGAGCUGAGCAAGAGCACUGAUAUGCCAUCGCAGAACCAAUGCAUGCAACGAGUGUAUGGAAUGACCGGAUUAAGUGAUGAUGAUAUCUUAGUUCUCUGUGAUGCGUUUAAGGAAGAUAAGAAUCGCAAUACUUUCAUGUCAUUGAAUGACAAGCAUGCAAGAGAAUGGGUUGAGCGAGAAAUUGCGCAACAAAAUCUAUACUAUAGGCCGCCAUUUUCCGGGACUUAGACAAAUGGCGUAUUGGUAGUUCUUCUUUAUCAUAUCUCGACCUAUAUUGCGUGUGGACGUACAUAUUUUAUAGCUUGUGGUGGUAUUGGUAAUUCUUCUUUAUCUGAGCUUUGCAUAGUUUCUACCUUGUAGUGGUGACUCUUGAUUGUAUGACGCUUUGAUUUAUGUUUCCUUUACUCUUAUUAGCUUUGCAUAUUUUUCUACUGUUGGAAGAUUAUGAUAUGUUUGCGCCAUAUAUAUUACCUCUUGCUAUAGUUAUAUGUUCGUGUGUAUUUAUUUAUUUUUGUUAUUUAUUAUUAAGUGCCGAUUUAAUCGCCAUUUACAACAGUUGCAAUUAGAAAGACAUUAAUGGUGAACCCACUAUACAAAAGAAUUUUUUCUUCAGCGACCAUAUCCACCAUUAUGACAAUAUUAGAUGACGAUGAUGAAUCUAUCGAGACUAUGAUGCUACUUGAGUUAGAAUCUGAACUAGUUGCAAAUAGAAUACCCAGACAAAGGUGUCGGACUCGGCCGUUUACCGGACAUCAAAUAUUGUGUGAUAUUUUAUCUAGUCAUCAUGAACGUUGCCGCCAUCACUUUCGUAUGAGUGUAACUACAUUUAUUGCACUCCGCGAUACUUUAGUCGAGAGGGGGUUAAUAAAUAGCACAAGAAAUAUUACUGCUAAUGAGCAGUUAGCUAGGCAUAUUUCUAUAUGGCGUAGGGCAUGGCGUAGCAAACCGAAUAUUGGCAGAAACAUUCCAACAUGCUGGAGAAACCAUCAGUAGGCAUUUUAACAAUGUACUACGCGGCAUUGUGAGGCUAAAAGAUGACUACAUAAUGUUGCCGUCAAGUAAUGCUGCCGUGCAUCCAAGAAUUCGGGAUAAUCCAAAUUUUCAUCCUUUCAAGGUAA
This is a messenger RNA of Ananas comosus (pineapple), 4126 nucleotides long. RefSeq names its product vegetative cell wall protein gp1-like. The record is from RefSeq and is a predicted model, not a curated record. Lineage: Eukaryota; Viridiplantae; Streptophyta; Magnoliopsida; Poales; Bromeliaceae. The coding region runs from base 1 to 1257 and encodes 418 amino acids. The transcript is spliced from 3 exons.